CACUCAGUCAUGCACUUUGCCAUCAGUCAGGUUUGUGGGUCUGUCGCAUCAUGCUGCUGUUGUGGUGCUGCUGAGGGACCUUAUUCAAAUCGCCUGAAUUAGGAAAUAAGCAGAAAACUCCAUGCAAGAACUGGCCCUGCAAUAACAGUUGAAAUGGAGCAAUGGGAGGUUCAAACAGAAGCCAAAGAGAACACCUCGUCACUGAUUGACAACAGUUCCUGUGAGAAUCUGGAGUGCUACAUGGUUCUCACCUGGGCGGAGCAGACGGCCAUCGGCUCGAUCUGUUUCCUGGCGGGUCCCAUCACCUUCCUGGAGAAUGCCCUGGUGUUGGGAGUGAUCGCCGCCACAGCCUCCCUGCGGCAGCGGCCCACAUACCUCUUCAUCGCCAGCCUCGCUCUGGCCGACGUCUUCGCCAGCUGCUUCUUCACCACCAGCUUCCUGGACUUUCACCUCUUUCGCCGCAGCGACGGCCCCACUGCCUACCUCUUCAAACUGGGCGGUGUCACCAUGGCCUUCACCAGCUCGGUGGGGAGUUUGCUGCUGACCGCGCUGGACCGCUACCUCUGCAUCCAGCAGGCCUCCAGCUACAAGCUGCUGCUGACCCGCCGGAGAGCCGUGCUCGGCCUGCUGAUGCUCUGGACCGCCACCAUACUCGUGUCCUUCUUGCCGCUGAUUGGCUGGAGGUGUCCUACAGGGCUGGCUCCACCCUGCUCGCGCCUGUUUCCCUACAUCAACCAGGGCUACCUGGCCUUCUGGACCAGCUUCGCGCUGGUGCUUCUGGCUCUCAUUCUGUGUGCUUACGCCCUGAUCCUGUGGAAGGCACACAGCCACGAGUUGACUAUGACCGGCCUCCAGGGAGCAGCGGGGACAGGCCAGGCCCGCAUGAGGAUCGACAUCCGCCUGGCCCGUACCUUUGGCCUGAUCCUGAUCAUACUGGUGAGCUGCUGGCUUCCUGCGCUCUCCUUCAUGUUGGCCGACGUCUCCGUGGUCCUGACUCGCACCCAACAGAGGGCGUUCGCCUUCUGCAGCACGCUCUGCCUGGUCAACUCUGCAGUCAACCCGCUGCUGUACGCCCUGCGCUGUCGGGAGCUAAGGGUCGCUCUCCUGCAGCUGGUACAAAGGCUGUGCGUCAUUGGAAGGUGUAGAAAGUCUACAGAGGGUUUAGCCGCUGGGUUACCCUCCACGGGAGACAACAACUGUACCGCCAUCACUGAGGACGGGACGCCCGGGAACAGAACAUAACGCCGGGACCUGAACUGAACAAUCAGCAGCCGGACAUCAGCAAGUUAGAGGAAAUGAAGGAGUAGUUUUCCUGAUUGGGGCGUUUUGGGCACUGAAUGAAGAAUCAAAUGUGAGCAGGAUUCAUUGCCAUCAAAUUAUCAGUGCUGCUAUGUAUAUUAAAGAUAUUGUGUUCAAGGGUGUGAAACAACAACUCCUGAAUAUUGUGAGAAGACCUAUUAGUGUAUUCAACAGGUCAGAAAGCCUAUCAAAUAUGGGAAACAUGCCAGGUAAUUUGUUUAACUUGUAGUCAUGAGAUACACAUGAAAUACAGCUUGUAGAAAUCGUUAACAUUUCAAAAUACAAUUAGAACCAUUUUAGUAUCAGAUUCCUGUGGAAAUAAAGCUUAUCACCUCCGGGCAUUGGUUUCAGGUCAGACAAAGGGUUUAUUGUAUGUUGGACUGGAAUCGAGAUGAUGUCACGUGGCCGUUUGACCUUUAACCUUUGACCUCUCCGUCUCAAACGUCGGCGCUUUAACCCUCUAGCGCCCGCGCGAGCUGAAGGGCGGACUCGAAUCCGGGGCUCACCGUGUGCCGGACAGGUGGCUGCGUUUGCUGUUAUGCGUGUUUAAUCUGCAGAAUUCGGCCCCGGGGCGCGCGGGGACAGAGGACGCCGUGGUCGGCCUAUCCCCUGCGCACAUGAAUGCCAGGACUCCACAAAAGCUCCAUGUACGGGAGGAUUUCACACAACGUCCGCGCACGUGAAUCCAAGCAGCGCCGGCGAGGUAAAUGGAGCACGUGCCAGGAGGGAAAACCAGCACAAACCCUAGAACACUCUUUACUCUCUUUGUGACAACUGGCAGCUGCAGCAAAGCACACAACUGUAUGACAUUGCACUUAAAAGUCACAGGCGCACACAGUAGACUGAACAAAAACCACUGUAACAAGUCCUUAAAGAUGGCUCUUGGCUCAUUGAAUGUUUAUUUAACUCUUCAUCAUCUCUCAGUGGCUAAAGUCAGCAGCAUUCUUGUGUUUGUAAUGAUUUGUAAGUGUUCCCGUCCUCGUAUGAAUCUCCUACGCGGGUCUUUGCUAUUGCGCCAGAGGUGACUGACUGGAUACUCCGAGUCUGCUGUGCCAGAAACUCCUUUUUUUUACAGGAAGUGGGAACAAAAUAAGAACACAGCAUUUUUUUUUGACAUACUUUUCCCCCAAAUCAAGAGUGGGGAUAAUCACAGGUCGUAUACAUUACAUUUGUAGUUUAUAUGUAGUAAUAUCUUUUGUAAAAACUGUUUUAGAGAUGUGCGAUAGGAGUUCCUAUGUGCUACUUUGAGGUUACAUUUGUAUUAUUCUGUAUAGGCCUACCCCAUGGAUAUGAGUGAUGAUAUACACCAAAUAUUAGAAACCCCUGUCUCCAUACAAUAAAAAUAAUGUUCCUCUGAAAAGGGUUUUCCAACCAC
Messenger RNA from Gasterosteus aculeatus aculeatus (three-spined stickleback), 2674 nucleotides. RefSeq names its product cannabinoid receptor 2 (gene cnr2). Gene Ontology annotation, biological process: G protein-coupled receptor signaling pathway. Gene Ontology annotation, cellular component: membrane. Lineage: Eukaryota; Metazoa; Chordata; Actinopteri; Perciformes; Gasterosteidae. The record is from RefSeq and is a predicted model, not a curated record. Gene Ontology annotation, molecular function: cannabinoid receptor activity.